GAAAAAAUAAUAUUAGCACUUUCAUAUCAUAGAAUUUAGAAUAGCCUCACCAACUCGAAGAAUUCAAACAGUGACCUGUUUACACGUUUCUCUCAUUGUGCCUUCAUUCAAAGCGAGUAUUUACUAAAUAUCAUUUACAAUACAUCAAGAUAAUCUCUUUAGUCUUCGGAAAGACGCGACGCGAUGUACUGUGUCAAUAGUUUGUUGUUGUUCUUGAUUUUAUCGCCUACAUUAAUGGAAGCAUGGAGAUCGUCAAUAGAAGAUAAAGAAAACACACGAGUGAUAAGAAAAGGCGUGCACUACCAUUCGAAACGGCACAUGUUGCCGCCCCAACAAGAGCCUAAACGACGUAUGAGCACUCAGAAACCAAGGGAAAUAAGGAAAAAGGUGCAAAACAAAAAAGCAAGCCUUCCCCAGCCAUCUGGGCAUCUCGCCCCUCUAGAAGAUGAUGAGAUGGACAACGAUGAAGUAGUUUCAGUAGCGAUCGGCCCGCCUCCAAUACGUCCCAAAUACGAGAAAACCAACUGGAAACACCAACCUAGACUCGUUAAAAAUGUUUCAAACGUUACCAUAAUCAAUUUCGUGAAGGAUCUUCUCACACAAUUGGGGCAUGACAUGCUAUCGAGGCAGGUUAAUGAAGAUUUCGUGUUUGGCCAGUAUGUGGGUAAUGCUAUGAAGAAUUUGACAAGUGAUUUGAGGUUGAACAUGCAACACGAGGUCUUGAAUCUGAUAGUAAAGUACCAGAAGCUGAACCGUGGGGAUCCUGUGGCAAAGGCAGAUGAUAAAACGACGACACCAGCACCAAAGGAUGUGAAAAUUGAAAAGAAAGCCGCACCUAAUGAUACGGAUGAGGGAUGGCCUGAUUUUACUAACUUGGCUAAGAUUGUAGGUUAGAUAGUUUUAUAAUACUAACGUUGUACAAUAAUUUUCAUGAACGUCAAAAUGUCGAUUAUAUAGGAAUUAGCUAUAUAAUUAAGAUAGUAUUAAAGUUAAGACGUCUUUAAAUAAAUAAGAUGCUUACUAUUUUUUUAUUUUAAUGGUGUUACAUCAAAUUAUCUUGUAUAACAACAAAAUAGAUUAAAUUCCAUAAACUUCUAAGUAAAUUAUGUUUCU
Molecule: messenger RNA, 1113 nt
Organism: Manduca sexta (tobacco hornworm)
Lineage: Eukaryota; Metazoa; Arthropoda; Insecta; Lepidoptera; Sphingidae
Exons: 3
Coding region: 184-894 (236 amino acids)
Source: RefSeq, a predicted model, not a curated record